Molecule: messenger RNA, 1072 nt
Organism: Diospyros lotus (date-plum)
Lineage: Eukaryota; Viridiplantae; Streptophyta; Magnoliopsida; Ericales; Ebenaceae
Exons: 6
Coding region: 42-767 (241 amino acids)
Source: RefSeq, a predicted model, not a curated record
UAACGCUAAGGUGGCGGUGUUGGGAUUGUGGGGAAAGGGCAAUGGCUAUGGCCUCUCCCAUCAACUUUGCCCAAUUCAAUACCAUCAUCUUCUCCCGUCGACAGCCUUCCUUCUGCUGCUGCUGCUGCGCUUCAUCGUCAGCUCCACCGAGAAAGCCGGAAAAUACUACUACUAAUACCAGUAGAAGAUUGGUCUCCAUCUCGGUUGCCUUCUUCUCUUCCCUCUCCGUGUCUCUGUGCACAGACGCCGCCAUUGCCGGCAGCUUCUUGGAUAAGUACGUCAAAAGGAAGAAGCUUGAUCCGCUCGAGGCUUAUGUGCCUGCUGUUAUUUUGACGCAGUUGCAAAUUGAGGACUUAGGAAAAACUCUUGAAACUGAUCAACCUCAAUAUGGUUCCUGCCGGAAUUUAUUACGGUCUGGUCCGGCUGCUUCUCUUCGCAUUAAUAUUCGAGCUGUAGCUCAAUAUGCAGUUGACAGUGGCAAUGGAAAAACUGCUUUCCAGAGUGUUGACCAAUGUCUCAGGGCUUUGGAGGAACUUGAUUCUUUGCUCCUGCGUGCAUCAAGAAAUGAUGGAGAAGCCUCAGUUGAGUCAAUGAAGACUAAGAUUGGUACUGCUAUUGAUGCAUUGGACAGCCUCCUCCGAACUGUUCCUUCUGAGGUGCUAGACAAAGGGAAGGCUAUUGCCGAUGCAUAUAGGCUCCCAGAAGAUGAAGAUAUAACACCUGAAAAUUUGGACCCAGAAAUGAAGCAAUUGGAAUCCAUAUUAUGAUUUCUUGAUACUUGCUCGCUCAAGUAGAACCCCUUAUCAUACAUCCUCAGCUCAGUCUUCAAAACAGCAUCGAGAGAGACAAACUGUCCACUUACGUAAUGCUGCUACCACUUCACAAUCAAAAGCAUUUGAACUCAUCUAAUAUGUAUGUAUAUUUGCCCUCUGCUACGGUUAGGCCAUGUUGGUCUCAUAUGUAUUGUUAACCACUUUGGGUUUAGGCAUUGUUAACUUCACUGAGCAGUUACUUCAGAUUCCCAUUGAUGUACAAAUGUCCAAUUAUAUGUAUGUGUGUGUUUUUCCUUUCC